ACAGCGACCUGCGGCGGAGCAAUAUGGUGGUGCUCCCUGUUGCCUCACGAAUGUGUCGUCUCGUUCGAUUGUCACGGACGUGUUAGCCGUAAAAUAUGAACGUGAUCGCGAAGUCGACGAACCUCUCGCCGUUCCUGCGAGCAACGGCGACCGCGGUCUCGAACGGUGGGAUGCCCGUGGUCGCAACCGGUAAAGUUCACAAGCCAAAGGUUUCCGUUCCUCAACCCGUCAAACGAACACUCCAGCAGACCGCCUAUCAGGAUCUCCUUACCGGACCAACGUGCAUAAAGUCGGGAGUCCCAGUUAGCACGCAGGUAUAUCAGCGACGGUUAGCACACACCGAUGUUCAGUGGCCAGAUUUCUCUCAUUAUCGCAGAGAUGAGGUACAAGAUCCAAAUUCAAAGGCACGAGACAAUGCGCCGAACCGCAAGGGUAUUUCCUAUAUUGUAGCAGCAGGUGGUACUGUAGCGGGUGUCUAUGGCGCCAAAACAAUAGUAUACGACCUCGUUGGCAUGCUGAGUGCGUCAGCUGACGUACUUGCCAUGUCAAAGAUCGAGAUAAAGCUCGAAAGUAUUCCUGAAGGCAAGAGCGCUGUCUUCAAAUGGCGUGGAAAGCCUCUGUUUGUACGACACAGAAUGGCAUCAGAAAUCGCAGCAGAAGCCAAGGUGGAUGUUGCGAGUCUCCGCGAUCCGGAAGAGGACAGCGUUCGCGUGAAGGAUCCCAAGUGGUUGGUCGUUCUUGGCGUUUGCACGCAUCUGGGAUGCGUGCCUAUCGCCAACGCGGGAGACUUCGGCGGUUACUAUUGCCCGUGCCACGGGUCUCAUUACGAUGCCAGCGGUAGGAUUAGAAAAGGACCGGCGCCACUGAACCUCGAAGUACCACCUUACGAGUUUAUUGAGAAUGUACUCGUUGUUGGUUAAUGACUAUUCGAUACUUGUAGUCAAAUAAUAAAAUAAUUUAAGAUAGGAUGCUCCGUGAGCACGCGUGACACCUUGUUAUUAUGAAUGCGAAGAAAAUCAGAGAAAUGUGUUUUAUAUAUUUCUUGAGACUUAAUGGAGAGCUAAUCGUUCAAAAAUUAGCCGAUACAGCGCAGUCGCUGUAUCGAAUUUAGAAUAAAUGUUAACCGUAUAUCUUUA
This is a messenger RNA of Solenopsis invicta (red fire ant), 1136 nucleotides long. RefSeq names its product cytochrome b-c1 complex subunit Rieske, mitochondrial (gene RFeSP). Gene Ontology annotation, molecular function: 2 iron, 2 sulfur cluster binding; quinol-cytochrome-c reductase activity. Gene Ontology annotation, cellular component: membrane. Lineage: Eukaryota; Metazoa; Arthropoda; Insecta; Hymenoptera; Formicidae. Gene Ontology annotation, biological process: mitochondrial electron transport, ubiquinol to cytochrome c. The record is from RefSeq and is a predicted model, not a curated record. The transcript has 4 exons. The coding region runs from base 96 to 920 and encodes 274 amino acids.